AUGGAGCACACCAAAGAGUCAACAGUGCCAAACCCGGCAGCCACGGCUGCCGAGCCAGCUGCAGAUUCCACUGUGAAAACAACAAUUGUACCAAAGACAGCGCCUACGGAUGCCAUACCGUCGCCCACGGCCUUGCCCACGAUGCCUGAAGCAACUCCGACACCACAACCAACUACAACUACAACAAGCACAUUCCCGGUAACCGAACCGAUGGCGAUCAUUCCCGCCGCGAGUGGGCCUCCUCCACAAUACGAUGAACACAAGAAAGACACAAUAACAACCCCUGCACCGGCAGUCACGUUACCACAAACCGAGAAAGCUAUACCAACUGGCGUACAAGUCCCUGUUGCGCAAAGAGUUAUCCCACUGGCCCAGCUUGGUGAAGAUCCCGGCUGGAUCUGUUGUCCCUUCUGCUUCCACGAAGUUCAGACCAGAGUGAACAAAGAGAGUACCAGCGAUACAUCAAUGGCGGCCAUCUGCUGUUGUUUCUUCGGCGGAAUUUGCUGUGCAUUCCUCCCAUAUUGUAUGGAAAUGUGCCACGAUUCACACCACUUCUGUACAAACUGCGGGGUGCAAGUAGCCAUUCAUCCGCAUGAAGGCCCGGUGCAGACGUUUGGACCUGACUCUCCCGGUGCAAUUAUUCAGGCACCGGGGCGUGUUGAACCUCCACAGGCUGUUAUGAAGAAGUAA
Molecule: messenger RNA, 690 nt
Organism: Penicillium griseofulvum
Lineage: Eukaryota; Fungi; Ascomycota; Eurotiomycetes; Eurotiales; Aspergillaceae
Product: LITAF-like zinc ribbon domain-containing protein
Exons: 3
Coding region: 1-690 (229 amino acids)
Molecular function (GO): zinc ion binding
Source: RefSeq, a predicted model, not a curated record